Molecule: messenger RNA, 1631 nt
Organism: Culex pipiens pallens (northern house mosquito)
Lineage: Eukaryota; Metazoa; Arthropoda; Insecta; Diptera; Culicidae
Product: CLIP domain-containing serine protease B4-like
Exons: 4
Coding region: 310-1338 (342 amino acids)
Biological process (GO): proteolysis
Molecular function (GO): serine-type endopeptidase activity
Source: RefSeq, a predicted model, not a curated record
CACUUCUACCUUCACUUGCAUUUGAACAGUUCUAAAUUAAAAUUGUACGAAAUGGUUCGAUUAAAGGUCGAUCACCGUUCCGAUUACAGGUCACAACCUUGAUAGUUUCCGAUCCUGCAAACUUUCAAGAAAUGAAUACAGCGUGACUGAUUGUUUCCAACAGCCAAGGCGCCUUCCAAUGGGGCCGCAAGGUUGACCGGUUUAGAGAACAUACAUGGGAAUAUCCCACUCCGGGGCGAAUCGUUCUCUGAGAGAGAAAGUGAGCGCGCGAUCGAGUGCAAUCAUCAUCCACAGAAUGCUUCCAGUCGUAUGUUGAAGCCUGGAGGAACAAGUCGAAAUCAUUUCGUUUCGCUGAUUAAGCGAAUUGUGCACAUUUGUAUCGAAGUAAUGUCGGCCAAAGCUAAACUUUUUGCAACCUUGAUCCUGGUGGUAAUCAUCGUCGUAUUGGCGUUAAUUUUUUAUGGAACUACGCAGGGAAAGUCCGACGGUAAACCGCUGGUGAGUAGUUUAUCUACGACCUCGAAGAAACUACCUCGACCUCCGUCAGACUGUGGACUGGACUCGCCCGAUCGAAUCUUUGGCGGCACGGAAACCGCACUUGGCGAGUUCAGCUGGACGGCCUUGCUGGUUGCCGAGGACACAGACGGAUACAAAUCAACGUAUUGUGGAGCAACGCUCAUCAACUCCCGGUACGUCGUAACGGCCGCCCACUGCAUCAAUCCAAUUAAUUGGACACUAACUGCAGUUCGCCUCGGAGAGCACAACAUCACCAACGGUGAGGAGCAGGAUUGCGAUGAGUAUAAUACUUGUGCGAAUGUUCCGGUGGAGGUCGGUAUUGAAAAGGUGAUCCUGCAUGAAGAGUAUGACGCAAAUAAAAAGCGCGAGUACAACGAUAUCGCGCUGAUCCGGCUGAAUCGGGACGUUGGCUUCUCGACCUACAUCAAUCCGAUUUGUUUGCCCCUUGAGGAUAGUGUACGGCAGAUGAACCAUACAGGGAUGAAGGUCACCGCAGCCGGAUGGGGCUACACGGAAUCGAAUUACUCCAGCGAGGUCAAGCUCAAGGUAUCGUUGGACGUGAUGAACCAUAACAGGUGCGUCAAGGUGUACAAAUCGGCGGAUAUUAGACUGCAGGAUACCCAGCUUUGUGCCGGAGGCAAAAAAGGCGAGGACACUUGCGGGGGCGAUUCCGGCGGACCGUUGAUGCGUGAAAUCGAAGGAAACUACCACCUGAUUGGAGUCGUCAGUUUUGGAGCGGCAAACUGUGGAACCAAGGGCGUGCCCGGCGUUUACACCAACGUGGCCAUGUUCGUCGAUUGGAUCCAGAGCAAGUUAGAGUGACGAUCGUGGAGCAUUAGUUUGGCAUUUAUGUCUAAAGUCUAGGGUAAAGUAGACGUCAAUGAGGUAAAAUUUUGUUAGGGGCUACCCUUAGAACAAAGAAUCCGUUUUGCAUCAUUGCUUUGUCCAUGCAACUCUCCAUAUAAAUUUGGCAGCAGCCAUAUGAAAGUAUUCUAAUGAAUCGGAUCGGUUUCGACUUAAAAGAAAAUCUGUUAAAUCCUAUUCGACUCAAAAUCUAUAUCAAAAACAAAAGUUUUAAAAAUAUGACUCGGCUUUUUUAUGUUGCAUUAUACUUG